AUGACCUACAGGGAAGCAGAGCUGUGGUGCAAAGAGAGGGAUGCUAACAUGGUUGCCAUUCAGAAUAAGGAGGAAAUCAACUAUCUCAGUAACUUCUUGCCCUUCAGUCCGGGUUACUACUGGAUUGCAAUCAGAAAAAUUCAUGAGGUAUGGACCUGGAUCGGAACUAACAAAGAACCAACAGAAGAGACAGAAAACUGGGCUUCUGGUGAGCCAAAUGGCGAAGGGAACAAUGAGAACUGUGUUGAAACCUACAUCAGAAGAGGAAAGGAUGAUGGCAAAUGGAAUGAGGAAAAGUGUGAGAAAAAGAAGGUUGCCUGUGCCACACAGAGUGGCCAUGGAGAAUGCAUAGAGACUAUUAACAACCACAGCUUCCACUGUCACCCUGGAUUCUAUGGGCCUGACUGUGAGUUUGUUGAGACUUGUGAUCCGCUGAGGAAACCUGAUCAUGGGAGCCUGCAGUGCAGCCAGCUGCAGUUGGAGAGCUUCAGCUACAACUCAUCCUGCACAGUGCACUGUGAGGAAGGAUAUGAACUGACUGCACUGGCAUCUGUAUGCUGUACCUCUUCUGGACUCUGGUCUGCCUGCCUUGCAGCAUGCCAAGCUGUGACCUGUCCUGCCUUGGGAAAGCCUGCUAAUGGAGCUGUGAACUGCUCCCACCCCUCUGUGGAGCUGACCUGAGGUGCCACCUGUGAGUUCACUUGCGAGGAAGGGCUCACCCUGACAGGACCAGCCACACUGCAGUGUGGGUCUCCUGGGACCUGGGACAAGCAGCAGCCAUCCUGUGCAGCUGUGAGAUGUGAGGCUGUAGGUAGGCUAGAAGGAGGCUUUGUGACCUGUGACCACGCUGCUGCAGAUCUCAGCUCUGGUUCACGUUGUGAUUGCUGCUGCAAGGAGGGCUGUGUUCUGGAUGGCCCCUCCAGCACGGCAUACACAGCACAGGGACGGUGGUCAGAGCCAGCACCAAAAUGCAAAGUUGUGCAGUGUGAACCACUGAGGACUCCUGAGAAGGGCUCUGUGGAUUGCUCACACGGUGCUGGAAACUUCACCUACAACACAGCCUACCUCUUCAGCUGUCUAGAAGGAUGGAAGCUCAGUGGCUCUCGUGUUCUUGAGUGCAGCCAGUCAGGAAACUGGAGUGCCCAUCUGCCUACAUGUGAAGGUAUUUUACCUGUGACUAGCCCCAGAGAAGUGGCACUGGUUUUCUAGUCAAAUAAGGUGUGGAAGGCUGGAGGAGGUAACUCCAUCCAAUGAGCUAGAACUUUUAGUGAAGUCCUGGGAUUGGGAAGCCCCAAGUCUCUCAGUAUGUUUUCUGAAAAUAGAAGAGGGGAAGAUUUCUAAAAGGCCUUGGUGAAAAAAUAUUGACUACUUAUCUUCACUUCAACCUGAUUUCAGAUUGUUUUGGUUUCUAAUUAAAAUAUUUUCCAUGCUGAGCGUUUUCCACAUGAAUAAACUUUACUCUGCCCUGGUGAGGCCAUA
Molecule: messenger RNA, 1479 nt
Organism: Pogoniulus pusillus (Red-fronted tinkerbird)
Lineage: Eukaryota; Metazoa; Chordata; Aves; Piciformes; Lybiidae
Product: E-selectin-like
Biological process (GO): leukocyte migration; cell adhesion
Cellular component (GO): membrane
Source: RefSeq, a predicted model, not a curated record